AUGACGAAGGCAGAUGCCGUUGAGAACGGAGAUGCUAUAGUCCGUCUUCUUCCCCUCCAAACUGAGCUCACUUCUUUCCUAAUCGCCUAUCAUUACGAUGUUGAACACGUAAUCGAUUUUGAAAUUGAAAUCCCCUCUGUGGAUCCGGCGAUUGGGGUGGAUCUGGCAUGGGUUUGGUUUGCAAGUUCAGCACCUCGACCUCAAUCAGUUGUCACUCAACCAUCCAAGCCAGCAAAGAAAGUGGCAAUUGCAAUAUCAGUUGGGAUUGUCACUUUGGUAAUGUUUUCAGCACUAGCAUUCUAUCUCUACAAACACAGAGUGAAACAUCCUGAUGUUUCGCAAAAGCUUGUUAGUGGUAAUUCAUCUGGUGGUUUUGAGAUCCCUCUUUUUUUCAUUCAACGCAGCGAGGUUGAAUUGGUCUGGGAUGCAAAUGGUUGGUUUGGAGUUUGGUGA
Fraxinus pennsylvanica is the source of this 453-nucleotide messenger RNA. Lineage: Eukaryota; Viridiplantae; Streptophyta; Magnoliopsida; Lamiales; Oleaceae. The record is from the annotation of a GenBank genome assembly.